This is a messenger RNA of Halichondria panicea, 2464 nucleotides long. RefSeq names its product E3 ubiquitin-protein ligase TRIM71-like. The transcript has a single exon. The record is from RefSeq and is a predicted model, not a curated record. Bases 192 to 2378 code for a protein of 728 amino acids. NCBI's taxonomy places the organism in Eukaryota, Metazoa, Porifera, Demospongiae, Suberitida, Halichondriidae. Gene Ontology annotation, molecular function: protein binding; zinc ion binding.
UUGUAUCAGUAGAUAAGCUAGCUGUAGAAAGCAGCUCUACGUCUUCGUGUUCAAAGACUGUAAGUCUACCAACUACAGUCUAGCCAGAGGUGUAGCUUAGCUAGAUCUAGCAGAGAUAUUCUCGUGGAUUUAGUGAGCUAGUAAUCGAGUAAAUGUCAAACUGUGAUCCAUUUAGAUAAACUAAUCUGAAAAUGGCCCAAGGACUUGAUCAUCCUGGACCAGUUGUUGCUGAUCUCGAGCAAGAGGUGACCUGUGGCAUCUGUCAUGACCACUACCAGGAGCCAAAGCUGCUCCCUUGUUGUCACUACUACUGCAAGCAUUGCAUCCUCACACUCUCCAGUCGCUACCGACCCAACCAGUCGUUCCCCUGCCCCGACUGUCGUGAGCCCACUAUAUUGCCAGACAACAACCCUGACAGACUACCCACUGCGUUCUUUAUCAACCGGAUGAAAGCACUCCACUCGAGGAUGGAGAAAGCCCACGGCAAUUUAGAGACCACCUGUGAAAUGUGCUCUAGAGGAAAAGCUAUCGCAUUUUGUCGACAGUGUGUGAACUUUAUAUGCAAUACUUGCGUUGAUUCCCACAAACAUAUGAGAGUAUUUGCCGGACAUGCCAUCUCCACUCUGGACGAGCUCAAACAGGGCGGAGUGAAAAAAUUAACAUUCGAAAAUACACCACCCCCAAAAUGCGAGGAUCAUGAGGAGCCAAAAAAUAUUUUCUGUUUUGAUUGUAACAAACUCAUCUGUCAACACUGUAUUGUGUUUGAUCACCGUGACCACAAGUCAGAGUUUGUUAAAAAAGCUGCCCCUGCAACUUGCAAAAAGCUGACAGAGCACCUCUCCCCACUCAAGAACCUACUGCCUGAUCUGAGCACCGCUGUGAAUCAAGUGAAAGGAACUAAACAGAAGAUUCAGGCCCAGAAAGAACUGACAGAGAGACAAGUGAAUGCCAAAUUCCAGGAGCUACACGAUAUUCUCGAUCAAUGCAAGAUCUGUGUUUUACGGGAAUCUUCUGCUUUGGCUGAUUCAAAGAUGGAGAAGCUGACGGUUCAAGAAGAGAGUCUGGACCUGUCCCUGGGUAUUGCUCAGAGUUUGAUUGCUUUUGUAGAGCGUACACUGGAGAAUGCAAGUAAUGAAGAACUGGUUACAAUGCAAGAGCAGGUGGUGAGUCGAAUCGAUGCCGAGGUGGUUAAGCGAGGGAAGGAAGCAGCCAAUCCUGAUCCAGUGGAGAAAGAUGAAUUUGGAGUUGAUUUUGGAGUUGAUUUCGAAAUGUUUGUUUGCAAGGGUCUCAAGAAGUUGUGUGAGAACAAUGUUAUUGCUUAUCCUUCUGUGAGGGGUGAUGGUGUGAAGGCUGAAGUUGACAAAUGUGCAAGGCUGAAUAUCUAUAUCAGUUCAAAACAAGGCAAACCACAAGCAGUACUAAAAUCGCUAGUUGAUCAAUCAACCCAACAAUUACAAGCAGUGCAUGUGAGGGGUGGAGUGUACAGCGUUGAGUACAUCCCUAGGGUACGUGGUCGACACCACCUCCUGAUCUCAGUGGACGACCAGCCCAUCCCAGGAAGCCCCUUCUCUGUGUUCAUCAAAAUACCCCCCACCAAGCUGGACAAGCCAGUGAGGGUGAUAAGAGGAAUCAAUAACCCUCGUUAUAUGGCAUUCAAUUCGUCAGAAGAAUUGAUUGUAACUGACCUUGGCGGUGAUAUUUUGGUAUUGGACAAGAAAGGAGAACAAAUUCGAAGCAUCAUCCAAUCAAAGCAUGGGUUUGGCUAUAUCUAUGGUGUGGCAGUAGACAAGGAGGACAACAUCUAUGUCUCUGACUUUGGCAAACACUGUGUGUACAAGUUCAACAAAAGAGGAGAUCUGCUGAAGAGGUUUGGGACGAAUGGAAGCGGUCCAAAGGAACUUCACUUUCCUCGAGGGAUAGCAGUCGCUUGUGAUCAAGUGUUUGUGUGCGAUUUGAAUAAUCACCGAGUCCAAGUAUUGACGACAGAGCUGGAGCUAAUCAAGCAGAUUGGUUCAAAGGGAAGUGGUGAUGGACAUUUUAAAACACCAGAGGAUAUUGCAGUGGGAAAUGAACAAAUGGUGUAUGUCACUGACUGUCAUAAUCAUCGCGUUCAAGUGCUCACUAUGGAUGGUCGGUUUAUUCGCUCGAUUGGUAAGAAAGGAAGUGGACUAGGAGAACUGUCUUCCCCUUGUGGUGUGUGUUUCACUAGUUUUGUUUAUGUUGCUGAGAAUAACAACAAUCGUGUGUCAGUGUUCACUAAAGACGGUCAGUUUGUCACAUCAUUUGGUAAUGGUCAUAUCACUUAUCCUAUUGGAGUAGCUGUGGACGCUGAUGGUUUUGUGUAUGUGUGCAGUCCAGAAUCUGUUAUUGUCUUUUAAAUUAGUAGUGAUCAUGAUAGUAUUAAUUGCAUGUUAAGUUGAAUUGUUAAUUCUUAUUGUUCUGUAAUAAUAAUAUUAUUAUUGAA